Messenger RNA from Oncorhynchus gorbuscha (pink salmon), 748 nucleotides. It is a transcript of the gene ntaq1, whose product is annotated as WDYHV motif containing 1. Bases 95 to 703 code for a protein of 202 amino acids. Gene Ontology annotation, molecular function: protein-N-terminal glutamine amidohydrolase activity; protein-N-terminal asparagine amidohydrolase activity. Lineage: Eukaryota; Metazoa; Chordata; Actinopteri; Salmoniformes; Salmonidae. Gene Ontology annotation, cellular component: nucleus; cytosol. The transcript is spliced from 6 exons. The record is from RefSeq and is a predicted model, not a curated record.
CCGGCGGAUACUUAAAAAUGUAACACCAAAAUAUGCAGACUGCUGCAAAAUCAACUGCCGAUUAGGGUCAGUCUUUUACAUUUUCAGGGAAGACAUGCAUAAAGAACACGUUUCCUCAAAAUAUGUGAACAUCACUCCAUCCAGGGAUGAAUGCGUGUAUACAAGCUGUUACUGUGAGGAAAAUGUCUGGAAACUAUGUGAACACGUCAAGACUCAAACGCAAAUACAUUUGGACGAAGUGUAUGCAGUAUUUAUAUCAAAUGAAAGAAAAAUGAUCCCUAUAUGGAAACAGAGGUCCAGUCGUGGAGAUGAACCUGUUGUUUGGGAUUAUCACGUUGUCCUACUUCAUCAGAAUCAGCAGGGACAGAGUUUUAUUUAUGACCUGGAUACAGUCCUGCCUUUCUCCUGUCCUUCCCAUGUUUACACUACAGAAGCCUUCCACACAGAUCAUGGCCUGAAACCAGCUUUCUGGAGGAAGUUGCGAGUUAUUCCUGCAGAUGCCUACCUGAAGAACUUUGCCUCGGACCGGUCACAUAUGAAAAAUGCAGAUGGGACAUGGCGCAUGCCUCCACCGUUGUAUCCUUGUAUUGAAACAACAGACUCUAAAAUGAACCUGGAUGACUUCAUCAGUAUGGACUCCAAAGUGGGAUGUGGACAUGUGUAUAGUCUCUCUGAAUUUGUCAAACACUUUGCAGAAAAAUGAUUUGCUUGGUUUGAAAUUAAUAUACUUCAGAUUGGUUACCUGCUG